Messenger RNA from Chanos chanos (milkfish), 1291 nucleotides. Its product is annotated as chromatin complexes subunit BAP18. The record is from RefSeq and is a predicted model, not a curated record. Lineage: Eukaryota; Metazoa; Chordata; Actinopteri; Gonorynchiformes; Chanidae. The transcript has 6 exons. Gene Ontology annotation, cellular component: MLL1 complex; NURF complex. Bases 129 to 737 code for a protein of 202 amino acids.
AGCUUUGUCUUGUUAGGCGUUGUUAACCUCUCUUGAAAGCUAGUUAGCUAGCUAACAGCUUGUGAUUUGCUUUCACAAUACUGAAUUGUUAUUGUUUGCAAUAACUAGCAAAAACGACGAAGAGGACAAUGACCUCUGCAUCUACAAAGGUUGGUGAGAUCUUCUCCGCAGCAGGUGCUGCCUUCACCAAACUGGGUGAGCUUACCAUGCAGCUGCAUCCAGUAGCCGAUUCCAGUCCAGCAGGAGCUAAGUGGACGGACACCGAGAUCGAGAUGCUGCGAUCCGCCGUGAGGCGCUUUGGUGACGACCUAAACGCUCUGAGCUCCGUCAUCAAGAAGCGUACCGUGGCUCAAAUCAAGACAACAGUCAAGAGGAAAGUGUAUGAAGACAGUGGGGUUCCUCUGUCCUCCGACUCUCCAAAAAAGAGUACUAAAAAGGUACCCGUUGCCGUGGCUCCCCCUGCACCACCUACGGUUAUUACGGUGCCAACCUCUCAGGUCGUUGUGACAACGAGUCUACAAGGUGCCACUGCGGGUCCACCCACGAUGAAGAAGCCAAAGACUGCAGAUGUCACUCUUAGUGCACUGAACGACUCUGAUGUGAACAGUGACCUGGUAGAUAUCGAGGGACUUGGUGACAGCUCCACAACUAAAAAGCUCAAUUUUGAUCAAGACAGUCUCAAUCUGGACUCCAGUCUUAUUAUGAACUCCAGUGACCUGCCUCUCUUGUCCCGCUGAACUGUGCUGCUCAUGCGAUGCAAAUAACAGAACCAUCAGUAACAGAGGGCACAGUCUGUGUCUCCUUCAGGAAAGGCCCGGACUACACUGAGCCGCUAAUGGCCACUAGUCACUUCACCACCUUCUCCAGGAACAAACAAGAGGUGUCAACCAUCUGCAGUUUCCCCCCUAAAACUGCAGGAGUACUCAGUUUUGUUCUUUACAAACCCACACCACUCAAAUAUGGUGUCAUUUAAACAUGACCAGCAUUCAUUUGACAUGCUCCAUACAUGGUUCUACAACUGCACUCCCCAGGACAAAAGCUUUUUUAUUUUUUUAUUAUUAUUAUUAACUUUGUGCUCAAAUGAUUGAUCUCUUGAUGAAUUGUAAAACGUAUUUAUUUCAAUCUAUAGCACAAUACCACACAAGUUAAUCAUGUCAAUUAACGCAGUUCACAAAUCACUGUUUAUUGUAUCGUAAUUGCAAAUAAAUCAGCCCGGCUUUGGGGCUCUGGAAUGGUAUAGUUAACUGAAACAAAAUGGAGGAGCUUAAUUUGUUUAUAACCAUGGUUUAAG